GGCCAAGGAGGCAGCUGCUUGCCUCAGGUGGGGAGUUCGCAGCUUUCUCACCUGGCGCUUGUGUCUGGCGGAAGCCAUUGUCCGCACUGACGGGCGCGAGGGGGCUGGUGUGCAGGAUUUAGAGGGAGACGUUUGGAGUAGACGGAAUUGUAGAAGGCAAAUGGAGCGCUGAAUACUGUCAAGAUGUGCACGUGGAAGUGGCGAAAUACGGGAUCUUAACAAAGUUGGCGCUUUGAAGCUCAAGCUUGCUACACAGGAGCCCCCGCUCUCGCGGCUUAAUGGCGGGCCGCACCCCGCCGGCAAAGCGCACGUUUGUAGUUCCUCCCUUACGCCGGCGUCUUAGCCAGUCCGUGACUCCGACUUCGCAAGCUUGGUAUUCAUUGGUUUUCACAUAAAAGCUCCGGGGUUACUGACGUUUCCACCUCUUCCCGGCCUCCCAAGUAGUUGGCGUUCGUGAGGACCAAUCAGGAGGAGGAUCUGCAGGAACGCCUGCCUCCUAUUUUGUUGGGCGGCCAAUCGAGCGGUAGAUUCACCUCCCCCUCUACCCAGAGUCACUGCUGCGGCCGCCGCCAUUUUAGCGUUUUGUCAGAAGCGUCCGCGCCGCGAGGGAGAGCGCUUGGUGGUUUCCGCGUGCGGGCUGUUGUCAGGAUGGUGAAGCUGUUCAUCGGAAACCUGCCCCGGGAGGCCACAGAGCAGGAGAUCCGCUCGCUCUUCGAGCAGUAUGGGAAGGUGCUGGAAUGUGACAUCAUUAAGAACUACGGCUUUGUGCACAUAGAGGACAAGACGGCGGCCGAGGAUGCCAUACGCAACCUGCACCACUACAAGCUGCACGGGGUGAACAUCAACGUGGAAGCCAGCAAAAAUAAGAGCAAAGCUUCAACCAAGUUACACGUGGGCAACAUCAGCCCCACUUGUACCAACCAAGAGCUUCGGGCCAAGUUUGAGGAGUAUGGUCCUGUCAUCGAAUGUGACAUCGUGAAGGAUUACGCCUUCGUACACAUGGAGCGGGCAGAGGAUGCAGUUGAGGCCAUCAGGGGCCUUGACAACACAGAGUUCCAAGGCAAACGAAUGCACGUGCAGUUGUCCACCAGCCGGCUUAGGACUGCGCCCGGGAUGGGAGACCAGAGCGGCUGCUAUCGGUGCGGGAAAGAGGGGCACUGGUCCAAAGAGUGUCCGAUAGAUCGUUCGGGCCGCGUGGCAGACUUUACCGAGCAGUAUAAUGAGCAGUACGGAGCAGUGCGUACGCCUUACGCCAUGAGCUAUGGGGAUUCGUUGUAUUACAACAACGCGUACGGAGCGCUCGAUGCCUACUACAAGCGCUGCCGCGCCGCCCGGUCCUAUGAGGCAGUGGCGGCUGCAGCUGCCUCCGCGUAUGAUUACGCAGAGCAGACCUUGUCUCAGCUGCCACAAGUCCAGAACACAGCCAUGACCAGUCACCUCUCCUCCACCUCUCUCAAUCCCUACGAUAGACACCUGUUGCCGACCUCAGGAGCUGCUGCUGCCUCAGCUGCUGCAGCAGCAGCAGCUGCCGCUGCUGUUACUGCAGCUUCCUCUUCAUAUUACGGGCGGGAUCGGAGCCCCCUGCGUCGCGCUACAGCCCCAGUCCCCACUGUUGGAGAGGGCUACGGUUACGGGCAUGAGAGCGCGUUGUCCCAAGCUUCGGCGGCCGCGCGGAAUUCCCUGUACGACAUGGCUCGGUAUGAGCGGGAGCAGUAUGCGGAUCGGGCGCGGUACUCAGCCUUUUAAAGCUUGAGGUGGGAUGUGUGUGGGCUGAAAUUCCGAGCUGCGGUUGUGCAUGAGAACACACCUAUCGUGGUACCCUGUCUCCGGGACGUUCUCGGCCUUGUGCGUUCAGUCCCUCAGGAACCGUGGACCUUAAUUUACUUGCUGAGUUCAGAUCUCCUCUGUCUUUCCUUUCCUCUCUCCUGCCCCUUUUCCUGUUCUUCAGUAUGUAGCUUUCCAUUCAUGUUCUGUUCUCCUGCAGGCCUCACUGUGUGCAGAAACUGGUGGGGGCUGUGCUGUCUCCUCCUUGCCUCCUCCUUCCAGGGGUGUUGGAUUUGGGAAAUAACCUUGGCGAGAGUGUCACUGCUUCUGGGUCUUUGUGGCCCAAAGGCUUGUGGCGGGUAGACGUAUAGAGUUGGAUCACUUUUUUCUUUCCAAUAAAAUAAAUGGUUUUUCAACUUGGGGUAUGUGUGUUUUGAGAGAAUUCUUGCUUCGUCUUAUUUCUGGGUCUUUAUUUGUACUUGGGAGAGAAGAAGAGGGUAUAAAUUUUAAGACAUUAGCUUUGGGUGAACACUGGUACAGUUAUUUUCAGGUGACACAGGAAAAGAGGUUAUAAACGGAAGAACCCAGGCAGGCAGCCUUACUCCAGCAAGACUUCCCACUGGUCUACUUUUGUUAUAAAACAAAUACUUACUAGUAGUUCAGACUGCUUACUGGUAGUGCAGAGAUAAAAGUCUCUCUGCUGGAGAAACAAUCAUUACCCACCCUUUGUGACUGCCAUUUCAGUCACCCACUCAGUUAACAGAUCUAGCCUGACUUAAUUCCAGGGAAGAGGCCUGCUUCCCAAAGUGGGCGAUCGUUCUUCUCAUGUCAUGUGGGAAAGUGAAGCUGUGGCUCCAGCAGAGCAUCCUGCUACUUCUCUAGGCCAGUAACACCUUUUGAUGACUUAUCGUCUAUUUGUAUAUCAAAUCCAUUGCCGUCGAGUCGAUUCCGACUCAUAGCGACCCGAUAGGACAGGGUAGAACUGCCCCAAAGAGUUUCCAAGGAGCUCCUGGUGGAUUUGAACUGCCAACCUUUUGGUUAGCAGCUGUAGCUCUUAACCACUACGCCACUGUGGUUCCUAUUUGUAUAAAAAAAUAGCUCUGCCAAAAUCCAGAGAAUACCUGAAUGGACCUCAGUACUUGCACUUACAGUGUUUAGGUGAUGGAAGACCCAUAGGUGAGCGUUAGGCUAGAUUAUUAAAUGAUAAGGAUGGGGACUGAAUGCAGGGAAGAACAACCACACUGUUUGUUUCUAGCAAAAUAGUGUUUGUCGUCCAGAUUUUUUUUUGUCUACUUCAGCUUACUCUUAACUUCAACAUACAGGGCUAUCUAUGUUCAGGUAGGACUUUUCCAGAAACAUUCACUCAACAAAUACUGAGUACUUAGCAUAUGUAGGCAUUAUGCUUUUAGGAAAGGGGUUUGGUGGGAGAUUUAAAAAAAAAAAAUCUUUAGUUGAGUAAUUUCUCAGAUUUUUGCAUUUGACUGAGCCUGCCUAAUUCAUAGAUGGAAAUAGCUUUAUAAUGGAUACAGCAUGUAACUCACUAUGUGAGGCCCUUCCCAAGUGUUCUAUGUGUUAACUGAUUUAAUCCUAGCAACCUUUUCACUCACAAUUUUUUGUCUUCUCUUCCCCCUCCCUCCCCAAAUACAAGUCAUUGCAGAACAUGUAAGUUGGUGAAAGGUCAGGAGUAAGAUGAGCGUUACAGGAAUUUAAGGGAUUCGGGGUGGGAAGAGCCAUUAGCUCUUCCAGAUGGAAAGUGGUCAGCAACAGAUGAUUUAUUUCUAGAGCAGGUCCUUGCCCUGCAUUUGUCUUCUUUUUUGCCUUCCUGGCUGGGCUGGUUCUCUUUGCCACUGCUGCUUCUCUUGGAGGGCUGUACCUACUUUGAUCCCUUAUUUCGGACCCAUCGUCGAUCUAUACUUUUACAUACCCCUUGGUCUGAUGGUGGAGCUGGCAACUUUCAAAGAGUGGAGACUAACAACAGUAUUCAUUAAGUUGUCAAACUUUUGAGUCUGGAGCUUGUAUUUUCGUGGGGCAGACAGAAAAGUACAUACUGUCAAGUAGAGAGUUCUGUUUAGAUGGAUAGUCAGUGAAGGUUUUUCUGUGGUGCUGACAUGUCUCAGUAGAUGGACCAAACCAAAAGCUCACCGUCAAGUCAGUUCCAACUCAGGGAUGUUGCAGGACAGCAGAACCGCCCCAAAGGGUUUCCAAAGCUCUAAUCUUCAUGGAAGCAGACUGCCACGUCUUUCUCCUGCAGAGUAGCGGGGGGCGGGGGGGAGGGUUUGAACCACUGACCUUUCCUGUUUGCAGUUGAGUGCCUAACCACUGCACCACCAGGGCGCCUCGUAGAUUAAAAAAAAAAAAAAGAUUGAACGGGGGUAGAAUAAUGUUAUUUUUACAUUAUAAAACAAGCUGGUUAAAAUUAAUUUUAUUAAAGGGAGUCCUUCCUUGUGUUUUAAAAGCCCAAUCUCCCUGUAACAGAGAUGCAGUUCUUCCCAUGGCUUCCAGAAACUAGGCUGGCUUAAUGCUACACUCACGAUGUAGCUCUUCGUAACUUUACUGAUUAUUGAAAGGAAAAAUACUUCAUUAAGAAAAAUAGUGAAUUCUAAAAAUGUUUCUUUAAGAGGUGAUUUGAAAGGUCUUAACUCCUCAAUAUUUAAAAUUUAAGUUUGUUGACGUUAGUACUACUUUUUAAGUUUUCCAAUCAGGUGUCAUCUCUGAGUUGAGUCCACACAGUCUGCUCUGUGUAACUGACAAGGUUCUGUUGCCAUGGUCUACCUCAGGCAUGGUACAGUAGCUUCUCAAGAGUCAGAAUAAUCCCUUUUGAUGCACAGCUUUUCCGUAGUCUUCCGCCAUUGGUCAUUCUGUUCAGUAAAGCGCAGUUAACAUUUAUAUGAGCAAACCGGUUUGCGGUUUGGUCAGGACUUGCUGAUUGCCUGCUAUGUUUAAGUCAGCCUGUGGAGAAUGCAAAGAUGAAUAAGGCACGGUGCCUGUAUUAGGUAGUGUUCUCCAGAGAAGCAACUAAGAGGAUAUAUAGAGAGAAGGAGACCUUUGAUAAGGAAUUCACUCACGUGACUGUGGGGUCAGGCAGGCUGGAAACUGAUAGGAUAUCUAUAUUACACUCCUAAGGUGGAAGCCUCAGUUUAUGCUCUUAAGGCCUUCAACUGAUUGCAUUAGGUCCACUUAGAAUUAAACGAUUAUAAAUGUUAAUCACGUUAACAAAGUCCAGCAACACCUAGACUAGCGUUUGACCAAACCCCUGGCCGCCGUAGCCUAGCCAAGUUGGCACAAAACUAGCCGUCACAGUGCCUGUCCUCACCUUGCCUUUACAAGGUGGUUUCUGUUGGCCUUGGGUGUGCAGAUAACUGGUGUAUCCCUGGAAGUCUGGAGGGGGUGGGAAUGGUCACUAUUCUGUAGUGAUUUUUGGCUCAGUCUGGCUCCAGGAGGGUCAGAGGACCUAUGAGGGCAGGGUUUUCAGGGUGAUCUUGGGGUUUGAUUUUGCUAUUAGACUGCGUGAAUUUGACUUAAAGUCUUCCAGGCAAUCCCCGAAAUUGAGGCUGACUUGGGUGAAUGCUGAAUUAAUCAGGCUCCUUACCCUAGAGUGACAUCAGGAGUAAACUGAACGAGGGGGCAGAGUACUGAGAGGCAGACCUUUUGGACUGUGGUGUUGAGUGCUGUUGUUGCAGACUCCUGGAGUCAAGUUUGCUCAGUACUCUGAGUGCUUAACAGUCUCAAGCAGAGGCAAAGGAGAUUCCUAGAACGAUGACCAUGAGAAGUCCCAGGACUUCUCUGCUGUCAGCUUGGAGAACAGUAGUCCAGGUUAAAGGAGGAGAAAGUCAAAUUCCAGGAGGCAAUGUCUCCAAGACAAAUACUGUGUGUCAAUAUGUGGAGAGCAUUUUCUGUUCAUUUGGAGAGUUACUGACAAAACCAAACCCGUCGCCAUCGAGUCAGUUUCGACUCAUAGCGACCCUCUGCGCAACAGAACGAGAACACUGACCUGUCCUGCGCCAUCCUUACAGUCGUUAUGCUUGAGCCAUUGUUGCAGCCGCUGUGUCAAUCCACCUCGUUGAGGGUCUUCCUCUUUUCCGCUGACCCUGUAUUUUGCCAAGCAUGAUGUCCUUCUCUGGGGACUGAUCCCUCCUGACAUGUCCAAAGUAUGUAAGAUGCAGUCUCGCCAUCCUUGCCUCUAAGGAGCAUUCUGGCCGCACCUCUUCCAAGGCAGAUUUGUUCGUUCUUUUGGCAGUCCAUGGUAUAUUCAAUAUUCUUUGCCAACAUCACAGUUCAAAGGCAUCAACUCUUCUUCGGUCUUCCUUAUUCAUUGUCUAGCUUUCACAUGCAUAGGCUGUGACUGAAGAUACCAUGGCUUGAGUCAGGCACACCUUAGUCUCAAGGGUGACAUGUUUGCUCUUCAACACUUUGAAGAGGUCCUUUGCAGCAGAUCUGCAUGAUGCAAUGCGUCUUUUGAUUUCUCGACUGCUGCUUCCAUGGCUGUUGAUUGUGGAUCCAAGUAAAAUGAAAUCCUUGACAACUUCAGUCCUUUCUCCGUUUAUCAUGAUGUUGCUCAUUGGUCCAGUUCUGAGGAUUUUUGUUUUCUUUAUGUUGAGGUGCAACCCAUACUGAAGGCUGUGGUCUUUGAUCUUCAUUAGUAAGUGCUUCAAGUUGUCUUCACUUGGAGCAAGCAAGGUUGUGUCAUCUGCAUAACGCAGGUUGUUAAUGAGUCUUCCUCCAAUCCUGAUGCCCUGUUCUUUUCCAUAUAGUCCAGCUUCUCGGAUUAUUUGUUCAGCAUACAGAUUAAAUAGGUAUGGUGAAAGAAUACAACCCAGACACACCUUUCCCAACUUUAAACCAAUUAGUAUCCCCUUGUUCUGUCCGAACAACUGCCUCUUGAUCUAUGUAAAGGUUCCUCGUGAGCACAAUUAAGUGUUCUGGAAUUCCCAUUCUUCCCAGUGUUAUCCAUAAUUUGUUAUGAUCCACACAGUCAAAUGCCUUUGCAUAGUCAAUAAAACACAGGUAAACAUCCUUCUGGUAUUCUCUGCUUUCAGCCAGGAUCCAUCUGACAUCAGCAAUGAUAUCCCUGGUUCCACGUCUUCUGAAACCAGCCUGAAUUUCUGGCAGUUCCCUGUCAGUGUACUGCUGCAGCCGUUUUUGAAUGAUCUUGAGCAAAAUUUUGCUUGUGUGUGAUAUUAAUGAUAUUGUUCUAUAAUUUCCACAUUUGGUUGGCUUACCUUUCUUGGGAAUAGGCAUAAAUAUGGAUCUCUUCCAGUCAGUUGGCCAGGAAGCUGUCUUCCAUAUUUCUUGGCAUAGACGAGUGAGCACCUCCAGCGCUGCCUCUGCUCGUUGAAACAUCUCAGUUGAUAUUCCAUCAAUUCCUGGAGCCUUGUUUUUCACCAAUACCUUCAGAGCAGCUUGGACUUCUUCCUUCAGUACCAUUGGUUCCUGGUCAUAUGCCACCUCUUGAAAUGGUUGAACAUCAACUGAUUCUUUUUGGUAUAAUGACUCUGUGUAUUCCUUCCAUCUUCUUUUGAUGCUUCCUGCAUCAUUUAAUAUUUUCCCCAUAGGAUCUUUCACUACUGCUGCUCGAGGCUUGAAUUUUUUCUUUAGUUCUUUCAGCUCGAGAAAUGCUGAGCGUGUUCUUCCCUUUUGGUUUUCCAUCUCCAGCUCUUUGCACAUGUCAUUAUAAUACUUCCCUUUGUCUUCUCAAGAUGCCCUUUGAAAUCUUCUGUUCAGUUCUUUUACUUCAUCAAUUCUUCCUUUUGCUUUAGCUGGUCGACCUUUGAGAGCAAGUUUCAGUCUCCUUUGACAUCCAUCUUGGUCUUUUCUUUCUUUUCCUGUCUUUUCAAUGACCUUUUGCUUUCUUCAUGUAUGGUGUUCUUGAUGUCAUUCCACAACUCAUCUGGUCUUUGGUCACUAGCGUUCAGUGCGUCAAAUCUGUUCUUCAGAUGGUCUGUAAAUUCAGGUGGGAUAUACUCAAGGUCAUAAUUUUGACUCUCGUGGACUUUCUCUGAUUUUUUUCAGUUUCAGCUUGAACUUGCAUAGGAGCAACUGAUGGUCUGUUCUACAGUCGGCCCCUGGCCUUGUUCUGACUCAUACUGAGCUUUUCCAUUGUCUCUUCCCACAGAUGUAGUCAGUUUGAUUCCUGUGUGUUCCAUCUGGUGAGGUCCAUGUGUAUAGUUGCCGUUUAUGUUGGUGAAAGAAGGUAUUUGCAAUAAAGAAGUCAUUGGUCUUGCAAAAUUCUGUCAUUCAAUCUUUGGCAUUGUUUCUGUCAAUAAGGCCAUGUUUUCCAAUUACUGACUUUAGUAAUGAACAAUAAAAGCUUUUCUGGAAAGCCAAAGCCACAGCCUGAGAGCUAAGAUGCCAAGACAAAUUUCCUACAGAGUGUCAGCAUGGUGCAGAUAUGAAAGAGGGAAGGCCCAGGGGAGCCAGGGAGCCAGGCUUUGAAUGUAUGCCUCAGGUAAGGACCAAAGAUUGAUGGAAUGAGAGCAGGUUUUGGGAUAUCAAAUAAGUAGUAUAUUUCAUCAAUUCUUAGACCCAGUGUUUUUCCCACAUUUUUUAACAUCUGAAAUUUGAAUGUCCCUGAUCGCCAUGCAGCUCUUCAUUUAGUUGGCGGUGUUUUAUUUCUAGUGGCACAAGGUAAUGGUGCACCUAAAAAUCAGUGAUGUUUUUUAGAAGGGAUAUGUUUGGCUACGUUCCUAGAGGUGGGAUGGAAUCUUACACUUUGCUGCCUGUCAAAUUGCCCUCAGAAAUUAAUCCAGUUUAUACUCCCACUAGCAAAGUAGUGAAAGGGUUCCCCUGCCCCCUCGCUGAUGCACUUGAUCUUUUCUAGCCUGAUAGAUUAAAAACAGUAUCUCAUAGUAGUUACAAUUAGCAGCUAUUUUUUUUUUUUAAUAAGUGAAGAUCAUUAUGUUUUUAAAAGCCAUUUGUAUUUCCUUUGUGUCUUUUCACAUUCUUUGCUUUUUAAAAAAACUGGGUGUUGGUCUAAUUAAGGAAGCUAGAGAACGUACGUAUUGUGCCAAUGGUCUUGAAGUCUAAUUUGAGGAAAAAGCCCAUGUCUAGUCAGAGGACAGCAGCCACAGUGGUCCUUUUAAAACGUGCAUCAGACGUCACAGCUCAGCUCCUACUCCUUCCCCUUUGCUCACUGCCUCAGCCAUGCUGCACACUGAUCUUUGAAGACUGUCAGGCUUUGGUAUUUGCACUAGCUGUCCCCCUAGAUAGCCCUAGUAAAGUCAUGUUUUCUCUAAACAGCAGAUUUGAGUUUUCCAGGUGAAAAGAAAGCUGAUGAAAAGUUUUCAGGACAAUAUGAGGGCAGGAAAAUGUUAACUGGUUGGCAAGAAGAGGGGGCAGAAAGGAGAAGAAGGUGAUAGAAGAGGCGCUGGUGGGGAGAGUCUUCUUCAUGCUGCCCCUGCAGACAUUGGCAGGGCUUUUCCAUUGCUGGAAAGGAACGCUCUGCAGUUUCACAUGAAACCCCCCUACUUCUUCCUUGCAUUUCCCCAGGACCAACAGUCUUAGGAAGACUGAGCCAAAGAAUUUAUUCCUUUUAAUUCCCUUUGCACACUGCCCAAGGCAGAUGCAAAGGCUGGAGUUCCCCCAGUGUUUUCUUGGGCCCUCGUCUCUCUCCACUCUCCUUCUAGGUCAGUAAUUCUCUCCCUGGGGUGAUUGCCCUCCUACCUCCCACCCUGGACACAUCACAGCAUCUGAAGAGAUUGUCACAACUGCAGAUGCGACCCUAGAGAACACAGUAGAACUGCUUCACAGGGUUUCCUAGGCUGUAAUCUUCACUGAAGCAGACUGCCACGUCUUUCCGCCGUGGAGCAGCUGGUCAAUCACAAGCAGAUCCCAGUGUCGUUACCUUAUCUUCCCUUCUGUGAAACGGGCAGUCCUGCCACCCUGCGGAAUGCUGAUGCCAACCUGGGCUUUGUGUACCUCACUAGUUGGGGUGUGUGCUUGGGCACGUGAACUUCUCUAGACUGUACUAUCCUACCCCCCAAAGGAGGAAAAACUCUUCUGCUAUCAGGAUUAUUUGGACUAUGAAAUGUGUGUGUGGCGGGGGAAACACUAUGUAACUGUUGGUAAGAUAUUACAUGCAGUCAGAAUUUACAUGCUAACGUUUCCAUAUAGGGUACAAUAAAGCUUAAAUAGGGUUAAGUCCAUCAGUGAACUCAUUUUACAGGGACCUAAGUGAUGACAGGAGCUCUGGUGGCGCAGUGGUUAAGAGCUCAGUCGCUGACUAAAAGGCUGACAGUUUGAAUCCGCCAGCCGCUCCUUGGAAACCCUAUGAGGCAGUUCUAAUCUGUCCUAUAGGGUCUCUGUGAGUUGGAAUCUACUUGACAGCAACGGGUUUUUGGGAAGCAAUGUCCACAACAGUCUUUUAAAACAGGACAGACACCCACUUAGAUUGUUAUCACUGCUAAUCAAUACCCUAUUUAUUUUUGGCUCAAAAUAUUAUGAUGUACACAUCUCUUUCUGAUAUAUCCCAACUACCCUAUUCUUGCUCGCAUAUUUGCAUGGGAAGAGAGACCUUUUUAAAUAGUUCAUAAUUAAGUUUCAGUGUACACUAUUAUGAAUUAAGCAGUCUUCAUUUUAGCAUGACAUCCCAAAGGUAGGUUUCUCUACUGGCUCAGAAAACUAUGAGUCAGCCGAACAGGUCUCUGGAGAUAUUCCGGUGUAACCUUUUCCUGACGCAGGCUUCUCCCUGUGGGGGCUUGCCCACUAAACUGUGCUUGCCAGCCUUCUAACUGGAAGCAGCAGCAGCUCUGGGUAUUCAGAGGAAGGCAGUCUGCCCACCAGCUGUAGCGUAUUUCUCAGUGGCCCAAGAUGUUGGCUAACUUCCCACUCACUGCUGAAGCCACAGUACUCUCCUCACUAAGUUCUCCUUCUACUCUAUCUGUUCACUUGAACUUUUUGUAGGCUGAGCACAAGUGGGAAGGAACCAGAAAA
Loxodonta africana (African savanna elephant) is the source of this 10692-nucleotide messenger RNA. Its product is annotated as RNA-binding protein 4. NCBI's taxonomy places the organism in Eukaryota, Metazoa, Chordata, Mammalia, Proboscidea, Elephantidae. The record is from RefSeq and is a predicted model, not a curated record. Gene Ontology annotation, molecular function: zinc ion binding; mRNA binding. Gene Ontology annotation, cellular component: nucleus. Bases 649 to 1746 code for a protein of 365 amino acids. The transcript has 5 exons.